Messenger RNA from Salvia splendens (bonfire salvia), 2080 nucleotides. Its product is annotated as serine carboxypeptidase 1. The record is from RefSeq and is a predicted model, not a curated record. Gene Ontology annotation, molecular function: serine-type carboxypeptidase activity; acyltransferase activity, transferring groups other than amino-acyl groups. The transcript has 12 exons. Lineage: Eukaryota; Viridiplantae; Streptophyta; Magnoliopsida; Lamiales; Lamiaceae. Bases 734 to 1810 code for a protein of 358 amino acids. Gene Ontology annotation, biological process: secondary metabolic process; proteolysis.
GUUGCUUGAAAGCUAAACUAGAUCCCCUAAGUCAACAUUUAGAUACAAAGAUCCAACUCUUUUCAGAUUUCAGUGUGUGUGUGUUGAAAAUUCAAGAGAUAAUUUAGCAAAAACAUAUCCAGUUUUUUACCAUUUGACAAUAUGAGACUUUUUUACCUUUUUCACUGUUUGCUACUACUUGUUUUGAAUCAAACUGCAUUCACCUUCAAUUAAGCAUCAUCUGCGCCUGAUGGUAAUCUUGUUACAAAGCUCCCUGGAUUCAGUGGCAGUUUCCCUUCCAAACACUAUUCUGGCUGAGUUAAAGAUUCAACCUUUAUUUUGUUUCACUGAUUUUUCUUCUCGAUUUCUUCUGUCACACUAUUUGGGUUAGUUAAAGAUUCAAUCUUUUCUUUGUUUUGGUCUUCUUCUCAAUUUACACACAUAGGUGUGUCACCAUCAAUGAGAAGAAAUUAUAUUACUAUUUUGUGGAGUCUGAGAGGAAUCCAUCUAAGGAUCAUGUAGUGCUCUAGCUCAAUGGUGGUCCGGGUUGCUCUAGCUUUGAUGGAUUCAUCUACGAGCAUGGACCCUUCAAUUUCGCGAAGGAGCCGCGUGGUGGCUUCCCCACGCUGCAUCUCAAUCCAUACAGCUGGUCCAAUUCAAUCAUAUUGGUUGCUAAAAAUCUCAAUUCUUCCUUGCACUAGCAGCUCACUAGAUUUUAAUUAAGGUUGACAGUUUGUCAUUCUAAGUCUCUAGUAUGAUAUAUCUAGAAUCCCCGGCUGGUAUUGGAUUAUCUUACUCAACAAACAAAUCCGAUUACACCACCGAAGACCUAAAGACCGCUUCUGACUCUCAUACAUUUCUCCUCAAGUGGUUUGAGCUCUACCCGGAAUACCAGAGCAACCCGUUUUACAUAUCGGGAGAAUCAUAUGCAGGAAUCUAUAUCCCAACUUUGGCUUUUGAAGUAGCUAAUGGAAUUGAUGCUGGUGUGAAGCCUAUCCUCAACCUCAAGGGGUACCUGGUGGGAAACGGAGUUACUGAUGCCGUGUUUGAUGGCAAUUCUUUCGUACCAUUCGCUCAUGGAAUGGGCCUUAUCCCAGAUGAACUCUUUGAGGCAGUCAACUCUGAAUGCAAUGGUGAUUACUACAAUCCAACUGGCCAGAACUGUGGGAACAAACUUGUCAACGUUGAUGAAGCUCUCAAUGACCUAAACAUAUACGACAUUCUUGAGCCAUGCUAUCAUGCCCCGGCAAGUAUCAUUCAACUUAAGAACUCGAGUGUGCCGCCGAGCUUUAGGAAAUUAGGUGAGACCGAAAGGCCUCUACCCGUUAGAAAAAGAAUUUUUGGGCGUGCAUGGCCCUAUAGAGCUCCAGUUAGAGACGGAUAUGUCCCAACAUGGCCACAGCUUCUGAAUGGCGAAAAUGUCCCUUGCACGGAUGAAGAGGUCGCAGACAUAUGGUUAAACAACGAAGCAGUUAGGAAGGCUCUUCAUGCUGACAGCGCAGACCUAACCGGAAGGUGGGAUCUUUGCACAGACCGGAUUUCAUUUCACCAUGAUGCCGGGAGCAUGAUCAAGUAUCACAAAAACCUCACAUCACGUGGUUAUCAAGCCCUUAUAUACAGUGGAGAUCAUGGUAUGUGUGUCCCGUUUACGGGAAGUGAAGCUUGGACAAGAUCGAUGGGAUACAAGAUUAUUGAUGAGUGGAGGCCUUGGUAUGUGAAAGGCCAAGUUAGUGGGUACACUCAAGGCUAUGACUACAAUCUCACUUUCCUCACCAUCAACUCAAGGGGGCUGGACACACCGUGCCAGAAUACAAGCCAACCGAGGCGUUAAGAGUUCUAUUCUCGCUUCCUGGCUGGGGCGAAGAUAUGAAACACAACCCUGCCUUCGUAUGGGACGAAAGUAGUACUAUAUCUAUUUACUAUUCGAUUCUUCAAGUUCUCAUUCUUGAUUGAUGAUUGGAGAAAAUAUUUCAGUUAUUAUGUAGGGAAAUAAUGGAUUUAUGUGCCACAAAACGAGUGUUUAGUAGUACUAUUACUUAUACUAGGAAGAAUCUGAUAUAUUAUGACUUCGAAUUUAUAAUAAAUGUUACUUUUUCAUCUA